AUGCACCUCCAAACGGGCAAAAAACAUAUCCGGUGCUUUUCGGGAAAAAAUUCUGACUCUUCAUUUCGGGAUAGAAAAUGGACGACAAGGCCGGAGAAGGCGGGAAAAAAACAGGAAGAGCACAAAUUAAAAAGGGAAAAAAGGCAAAAAAGACAAGAGGCGGGAAGAAGGAAGGAAAAAUGA
Caenorhabditis briggsae is the source of this 183-nucleotide messenger RNA. Bases 1 to 183 code for a protein of 60 amino acids. The transcript has a single exon. The record is from RefSeq and is a predicted model, not a curated record. NCBI's taxonomy places the organism in Eukaryota, Metazoa, Nematoda, Chromadorea, Rhabditida, Rhabditidae.